GUUAGCAAACAAACGCCUGCACUUGCAUCAUAUAUCCCGCCAAUAUACGUUAAUCCUCCUCUUCCUCCCCCGCCUACUCCUACUCCCGCUUUCUUGGAGUUGCUCUCCCGUGGUCAAGGGCUUGGAGAUCUGUCCAUGUUCUACAAUGCCUUGGUGGCUUCGCAAAUCAACCUCACACUCAUCGGCAUUGUCGGUGGUGGGAAGGUGACGGUUUUCGAGCCAAACAAUGGCCCUAUUGCCAUGCUCAGCGAGAAAUUGAACCUCUGCUUGGACACACAAUGCAGCAAGAUAGAAGUGCUGACUCAGAUCCUGCUCUUCCAUCUUGUAGUUGGCGGUAACUACACUGCAGCGGAGUUGACGGACCUUAGCAAGCUUACCGCUGCCUCCGGAAUGCCCAGUGAUUUGGUGACUCUCGGCGACGGGACAAUCAUGGUGGAGGGCCCCGCUAAGCAGAUCAUGCUCGUCUACGAUUACCCUAGUCAUGAAUUAAACGCAUUGGGAGUGCAUGUGGACAUUUGUAUAAGUAAAUCCAAACGGGAAGCAACAGGGUAUACUGUAUCAGCACUGAGGAUGCGAGAUGCUGAUAAGGUUGCCAAAGAGGCUGCAAAACCAAAGCGGAAGGUUGCCAAAGGGGGGACCAUGGAGAAAACCUUGAUCUAUGAGCCUUCAGGGGCUGCCCAAUCUGAUGAUGAAGGGGACGGCGCAGCACCAACAAGACCUUCCAACCUUCAGUUCUCAUCUGCCUCCUCGAAGAUCUUCCCGGUCGAAAAGGGGUUUUUCAUGGAUUAUGGAGAGGAUGGGAAAAUGAACACAAACACUUAUUUUUGCACAGUUAUAUUGGACAUGAUUUUGGAUAUUCCAGCCCAUGAACGCGGCUAUAACCACCGUGGACUGAACCCUCUUCACGUAGAGGACAUAGAAAGCGCGAUGGAGAGGUCUGUGUUGGAGAAGUUCGAUCAUAGUAAGCCUAUUUAUUCGAAACCGACAUUGAUAUUAGUACCCCUACACAAUAAGCCCACUGUUGAUCCAAUCACAGGUCAGAGUUGUAGGGCCAUAAGAGUCACACCUGAGAAGUUUCGGGUAGAUCAAGUUGAUAGGUAUUACUGGUACCCUCUGAGCGGCCAACAUAACGUUGAGGCGGCCAGACUCUUCAUUGACAGACGGCGUGAUUUACUGACAGACCUGCGUGUAGAUUACUGGACUGCAAGGCCUGUGCAUUUCCCAGAUGAGCAUGAGGACAAUUAUCAGCAACUCAGUACAUACGAAAACUUGAAAGACAAGAUGGCUAUUCCUCCUCCACAACGCUUUAUUGUGACGGCGAUAAAACAGACAUAUAAGGAUUGGGGUUGCCCACAAGUGGGCCUUGGCAUCGCAGUGCGUGGACCAGCGAAGGAUAAGAAAAACAAGUACGAAGAGUUUGCAAAAGCGGCACUUCGACAGACAGGCAGCUCGAAGAACUGGGAGUUGUCACAAGGGACAUGGGAGAGGAAGUGGUCAGGCAUUCUGGCCCCUUACAUGGUCCUUGCAAAGGCGACGGAUGAUGUUUGGGAGAAGGUCAUGAAGGUGUAUGAUGCUUGGGAGAGAAGGGACUUGCCAGGACGUGAUGGCAUUCUUCCUCGGCGUAAGAUUGACACUGUUGGAAGAACUUCCAAAGCAGGUCCAGGAUCUUAUGAAGAAAAAGAUAGGAGGAUUGCAGUGAAUUGGGUUCCAAGAACCGGGGGUGCUAAUCAUUUUGUGGCAGUGCGUGAUCCAGAUGUGCAUGUAUGGAAAACCAUAACAACUCUGGGUAGACGAGAGCGUAUCCAAGCUCUCACUGAUCUCAUAUCUGGGUUCGUCAUCCUCUCUCCCAAAACGAGUGUUAAAGCUGAGAAUGCGGGGCUGCAGGGAAUGGAUGUGUAUGUUGAUAACAUCAAGAAAGACAGAGCGAUGUUAAGACUUUUUCAUUAUUUUCGUUGGGAACAGUCUCAUGACGACCCACAACAGAGGCCACCAUGGAAUGACGAAUUUUUCAAAGAUUUAUGCAUCAUUUUAAAGGAAUUUGAGUCGGAGGGUCUUACUUGGGAAAAAUGGGCAGUCAAUAGAAAUAAGUAUUUCAAGAAUAGUAAUUAUGUUGAUAGGUUUCCUAAAAAGUUGGGGGGAGAGAAUGUGAAGGCGGUAGGUGAGACAGAAAAACUUGCGCAAGAGUGUCCAGCGGGAUUUAGGAACUUCGUUGAGCGAAUUUUCGACAAGUCGAAGCAAAGAGGAUGUGAGAGUAUUCGACUGUCAGGGCUGGCAAAACACAUCCACUUUAAGAAACAAAAUUGUAUAUCUGUCUUUGUGCCUUUCUGGUUUAAGGCGCAUGGAGUUCCAAAUGACGAGGGAGACGCCGCAGAUGUUCAACGUGCUAUGAAGCAUUUUGAAUGUCAUGUUGCAAUAUUGGACUUGUGUCACCCUACACCAUUGCAUAUAUGGAUUGAUGAUGUUUUUCGCUCGGUGUACAACUUCCUUUGUGAUUUAUGCGGUGAGUAUUGGUCAUUGGUAUGUUUUUUCCCAAGAUCUUGGGAGACGACUUUCAUCCAAAGGAUCAGAGACUUCGAUAAUGUGCAUCUUGUCAUCUCCGCAUGGGCACGUCGCACUCAGCAUUCAGUGAAGCAUCCAAACAGAGUUGGAAACAUGCCACUUGGAGAGUUUGACAGAAUUUUCGUGAUCAUGUACUCCAACGAUGGUGACUAUCAUCAGAACACGAUCAACGUCCAUGAACUUGAUACAACACUUUCCAAUGAUUUGGUGAAGGGAGGGGCUUCAUCAUCCACUUCAUUUGAACCACCUCGACAGAUGAGAGCAUUCAACGAGAAGUUUGAGGAGAAGCCGUUUGCAAUGACAAAGUGAAAAAUGGCAGGGAUGGAGCCAAAGGAGAAAAAUGUGUAUGAGGGGAUGGAAAAGGAACCCAACAAAAUGGUGGAGAUGUU
Messenger RNA from Chara braunii, 2948 nucleotides. NCBI's taxonomy places the organism in Eukaryota, Viridiplantae, Streptophyta, Charophyceae, Charales, Characeae. The record is from the annotation of a GenBank genome assembly.